Penicillium salamii is the source of this 1848-nucleotide messenger RNA. NCBI's taxonomy places the organism in Eukaryota, Fungi, Ascomycota, Eurotiomycetes, Eurotiales, Aspergillaceae. The record is from the annotation of a GenBank genome assembly.
AUGGCACCCAAAAGGAAAAGGGCGGUGGCGCGGGGCAGUACAUUGCGCUCUGCUGUUACCUGUACUGCCAAUGUAGAAAAGAAGUUGGGUUUGGCUAUGUCGGACCCCACUGAAGCGGGCUCACGAGCAAAGACUCCCAGAAAGAGCGCCAGCUCCAGAGGGAAAUGGAGCGAAGAUCAGCUACUGGCCAGCGAUAAGUCCGCCCUCAUAGAUAUGGACUUGGUGAAACUCCUGGCACACCCUGGAGCAUGGAAUUGCCUGGAAGAGACAGAAAAGCGGGAGAUUCUCGCUCUACUACCCCCAGAUGUUCACCCAGAAGCACAGAUUGUCACUGAAGAUUCUGAUGCAAAGAUACCCCCAAUACCUGACAGCUUUGUCCGCUACUCAAACAACUGGCGCGAUGGUGUGCGACAGUUCCAGCUUGAUCUCCAGAACGGCCGCUAUGACCCCAAAUGGCUGCGGCAAGCCCAGGAGGCCAGAGAGCGACGUGCAGAGGGUGCCUAUGACGCUUUCAAAGAGCGUGAAUAUGAGCAGUUCUGGGGACAGAAGCAGAGGGCUGCCUGGAAAGCAUCUGCCGGUGAAAGUGCGCGUGUUAAACUAGGAACUCUGAUCAAAGAAGGCGUCAUCCAGCUGGGCGACGUUUGGAAAUUCUACUUCGUUUAUGGAAAGGGAGCAGACAGACUUGUCAUCGACAAAGAGACCAGGAUUGAUGCAAUCGACAGAGCCAAGCUAACAUUUGCGGUCCCACCGGGCCAAAAAGCCUUUCUUCACUCCAAGUUCGAUGGAGACCGGAAACAAAGCACACCAAAAAAGGAAGACAUAAAAAUCGACACUCAGACAGAGUCAACCCCAGUCACCGCAUCCUCGAGCCACGAUACCGCGCCAGUUGAAAAAAAGAAAUCACCUGUGGUUACCGUGUCUUCCAAUAGUGACGAGUCCCCGAAGGGAAAACCAGCAGACUCCCACCCAGUGCUUACACCCAAUUCCAAUGAACAAAAGCCAGAGGAUGUACCCGACUUCAGCGUUGUCAUUGUCAGCCCAGCGAAAGUACGAACACCUAAGCGGACGAUCUCCGUUCCUGAACCCCAGCCAUCAGCGAAGCGCCUGAGAGGGCGACCACGUAACAACAGCCAGGAUCCUGGUUCCGUGCUUGUGUCAGGGAGUGACGAGAGGUCGGGGUCAUCCAACGACGAGCAGCCCGGACUAGCAUCUCCGGUGACCAUGCAGCUCAAUCUGACCCGGGAGACAGAGAACAAUGCUCAGCUAGCCAUUGAUCCCUCGCAACCAAAGUGUGCUAGCCAGGAUGGAACUUCGCCGCUGUCCUCUCCUCUCUCCACACCUCCUGAAUCCCUGAAGGACCCGGAUGAGUUUGCCAGCAGUCCUGUUAAGAAUGUAACUGUGGGGACACCUAAAGGCAAUGAUGACCCUUCAGUCUCCGAGGCUCCUGUCCCGGCGCCAACCCAAAGUGACGAUUAUCCACCCAUCAUUCCCACCGAGGAAAUCAUCAAAGUUGAUCAUGCCUUAUGCCACGAUCCCACCAAGGUAGUGAUCGAAGAUGAGCACGAUGUGUCCAUCCCACCUGCCGCCGCGGAGACGCAAGCAAGUGAAACUCCAACCUCAUCCCAGGCUACCCCUGAUUUCCCAACCAACGAGGAGGGCGAAGUCAUAAUAUCCAACAUUGCUACGCCGCAGGCUCUCGUUCAAAAGAUCUUGCAAAUCGAUGGCCGCAAGCCAAACGGGCGUACAUCGAAUGCAUGGAAAGAACUCCGUUGCUUCCGCAACAACCAAGACAUGGGAAGUCUAUUCGAUGUUCGAGAGAAUUGGUUUGUCCAGCAUGAAAAUGAUUAA